CCCUCCGCGUCGUGGCCCUGAUAAAGGGGCCCCGCGGGCAGGUCGGGGGUGUCGGCCAUGGCGUGGGGCUGCGCUCUGUGUGUGGCGCUCGCGGGCGGCGCGCUCCUGGUCCUGCUUGUGCAGGUGCUGCGCUGGCUGCGGGCUGAUGGCGACCUCACUUUGCUGUGGGCCGAGUGGAGGGGCAAGAAGCCAGAAAAUGAACUGCGUGGAAAGGUUGUCUGGGUGACAGGAGCUUCGAGUGGAAUAGGAGAAGAACUGGCUUACCAGCUAUCAAAGAUAGGAGCCUUGCUUGCCAUCUCAGCAAGAAGAGAGGAUGAGCUUGAAAGAGUGAAGAAGAAAUGCCUUCAGAUUAGCAGCUUGGAUGAAAAAGAUAUCCUUGUUCUGCGUCUUGACUUGACUGAUAGAAGCUCUCAUGAAGCUGCAACCAACAGUGUUCUUAAGCAUUUUGGCAAGAUUGAUGUUUUGGUCAACAACGGUGGACGUUCCCAGCGCUCCUUGUUUGUGGAUACAAACCUGGAUGUCUAUAGUGCCAUAAUAGAGCUCAACUACCUGGGUACAAUCUCUUUAACAAAACAUGUCCUGAAUCACAUGAUCCAAAGGAAAAAAGGAAAGAUUGUUACUGUGAGCAGUGUGAUGGGUAUCAUGGGAGCUCCCCUUGCCUCUGGGUACUGUGCCAGCAAGCAUGCUCUGCAGGGCUUCUUUAAUUCUCUUCGGACCGAGCUGACUGACUACCCAGAGAUCAGUAUUAUCAACAUAUGCCCAGGGCCUGUACAGUCCAAGAUUAUACAAAAUGUCUUUACGGAGAAUCUUGCAAAGUCCAUAGAGAACAGUGGUGAUCAGUCCCACAAGAUGCCGACUGACCGCUGUGUCCGGCUCACCCUGGUGAGCACAGCCAACGACCUGAAGGAGGCUUGGAUCAGCGACCACCCCUACCUGGCUGUUUGCUACCUCUGGCAGUAUGCACCCACUUGGGCCUGGUGGCUGAUGAACAGAAUGGGCAAGAGGAGGAUACAGAACUUCAAGAGUGGAAUUGAUGCCGAUGCCUCUUAUUCAAGAAAGAAGAAGUAAGGAGAAGCUUGUACAAAACCCUGUUGCUCUUCUGAUAAGGUGGAGAAACUGUUUUCAUGUUGUGUGACUGGAAACAGCAGCUUUUUUUAUCUGUUGUACCUUUGUCAUCAUGUAAGCAGACAAAUCUAUCAAGCUGUAUACACACUUGGCUAAAUAAAAGUCUUUUAAAACAUA
Pezoporus flaviventris is the source of this 1242-nucleotide messenger RNA. It is a transcript of the gene DHRS7, whose product is annotated as dehydrogenase/reductase 7. The coding region runs from base 58 to 1068 and encodes 336 amino acids. Lineage: Eukaryota; Metazoa; Chordata; Aves; Psittaciformes; Psittacidae. The record is from RefSeq and is a predicted model, not a curated record. Gene Ontology annotation, molecular function: oxidoreductase activity. The transcript has 7 exons.